UCUCGGUGGCGGCUGGGUCUGGUGGCGGUGGAGCGGAGCAGGUCCAGGCCCUGGGGGCUGGCUCUGCGUCAGGGGGAGGCGGGCAGAAGGGCCUGGGGGUCUCUCGGGGCCUAAGCUCUGGGCUUGUGCCUGCCGAGGGUGUAGUGCAGAGCCCUUGGCCCUCGUAUCCCACCCUGAGGCUGGGAGGGGGCCUGGUGUCUCCCCUCCCACCCGUGGGCUCUCCCCAGGUGCCUGCGAGCCUUUGACUCCAUCGCUGUGUUUCAGGCAGGGCCAUGGCGGAGACUGAUGGUCCUACGCAGCUGCUGGAAAUGUGCCAGCAGAGGCUCUCCCGGUUCCUCCACAAUGCUGAGCACAAGCACUUGGCCUGGCUGCGGGAGGUGGAGGAGCAGGGCAUGCGGCUGCUGGAUAGCAACUUUGGGGCUGAACCUGAAUUAAUACCUAAAACACCAUCGCAGAGGAGGCGCCCCAAGAAAAGGCGGUCCUCCUGCCUGAAAGAUGAAAAUAAGGAGCCAAACAGGAGGAGGUUGUCCAGAAGGAGAAGCAGCAUCAAACCAGUGUCUUCCAAGCCAAGUUCCCAAAAGCACCUCAGCAAAGAACAACCCCACAAUCCUGGCUGUCAGGGGGAAGGGGUGUCUGUGCCCGACUGUGCGGUGAGGUCUCAGGCCAGUGUUGAAACCGAUCUGCCAGCACUGACCAGGAAAUGGCCGGCAGAAGGUCCCGUGGCAAAGCCGGAUUGUCAGGACUGCCCACAGGGUGCCGAUAGCAGGGAUGCAGCUGUUACGGCUGUCACAGGGGAGCAGUUGCCCGAGGGGGACGCAGCCACUGAGCUGCACAGUGUGUCUUCUGUCACUGCAAUGCCCGGUGGCCAGACCGCAAGAGAAGGGGAAGAGGCCCCCGAAAGAACAGCAAGUACCUCCACUCCUAAAGCUGCUAGAAAUGGAGAUCCUGCCAUGCUCCAAGGAGAUCAGUCUCCUCAGGGCCUCAAAAAGGUGCUUUUCCAGGACUCAGACAGCAAAAUGACUACAGUGAAAUCCAAAACACGCCGUUGCUCUGGACGUCAAAGCUUUGUGGGUGGCCCCAACAAGAGCCAUAGGACCUCCUUGGCAGAAAAAUGUUCCCUGGCCAGCAAAAGAGAGAGCAUGAUCCGGAGGUCUAUCAGCAGGGCCAUUUCAAAGAAAGCAGCAUCGCGAGAAUCAUCCUCUGCCUCCAGCAGAGUGAGCUGUCAAAGCUCCUUGGAGGUUUUUGUGGAAGAAGAUGUGACCAGCAGCAUGAGACCUGGACUGGAACUGAAUCCCCUAAGUGAAAAGACUCCUGAAGACGUCCCCAUUUCAAGCAGAAGCGUACAAGCUGCCAGCCCUCCUGCACAGCACUUAUCUCCUCCUGACCAGCAGGGUUGUGGAAAGUCUGGGACUUGUGUUGAAACAAAACCACCUCUGACCAGUCAAGGAAACUGUGUAAAUCCAAACAGUGAACCCCAGAACAAGAACCAGGAACAACCCCACUGUGCUGAAUCCCAGGAGGAUCCCUCACCCAUUUGGACAAGAAGCUACAAACAAGCAAUGGGUGUCAUAUGGAAUAGGCAGCAGCCAGGGGGUCAGACCCUUUGCCCUUUGGACGAAAAGCACAAGAGUUCAGCAAACCAGACUCCAGCUUCUUCCUCUCCAGCUAGCAAGGUUGUUAGACCACUGAAAAACUUCCUGCAGGCUGUGCAGCGAAACCAGCUGCUCACGAGCCCAGGGCCCACAGGACGUGGGGGUGUCAUAAAGAACUUCAUCAAAUGCAAUACUCCCACCCGACCUGAUCUUAAGGGAGAUUUUGUUGUAAGUAAUGACACCCUUAAUCGUGGGGUCUGGAAGAUUAUAACGGCUGUGCCUCCUUCCUCACGGGCACUGACAGCUCUUUCCCCUGACACUGUCAUCCACGCAGCUCUCUGGCCAAAUAAGAGACGGCGUCAGGCAGAAAUGAAGCUGAAGAGGGAAGAGCGUCUGAGGAAGGCAGUGCAGGCUCGGGAGCGGGUGGAACAAAUGGAAGAAGAGAAGAAAAAGCGGAUGGAGCAGAAGAUUUUACAGAAUGAUGAUAAGGUGCGCCUCUCACAAGUGCGGGAAGAGAAAGUGGCAGAGGAGCGGAGCAAGAAAAAACUGUCCAAGAAGCAUGGGGAAGCUGAUGCACGGAAGCAGAAAGGACUGAGGGUGGAGGAAGAUGAAUUUGAGCAGCAAGAACCACUGCAGAAAAGGAGAGGGGAUGAAGUGAAUGAAAAAGGAAAGAAAGUCUUGGAACUGAAAAAUCUUGUGGAGCGGCAGCAGGUGGAACAAGUGAAGGAGAGGGAUCACAAACAGCAAGGAAAAGAGAAGGCUCCCCAACCACAGCUGGAGUCAGCAGUGUUUGCCGAGAAAAACAUAAAGGUGAGCCUUCUCAGCCCCAUCACAAGGUGGGUGACAGCCAUACAAUGGCACUUUGAAGAACACCUCCAAAUGGCAUUCACUGAUACUGAGGACGAGAACCCAAAGGAGCUGCACCAGCUGCCUGGGCAGGAGAAGAGAGCCAAGCCACCAGAAUCCAUUGCCGCGGCUUCUAAUCCCUGGCUCAAAGCAGUAAAGGAGGAAGAUGGUCUGCAGAAGCCCCGGCAGCCGCUGAGAGAGGAGAAAAAAGUCAAGCAACCAGAAGCAUUGACUGCUGCCUCUGGUCCACGGCUGAGCAAAACCAUAAAGAAAUCUGUCUCUGCAUCCCACCUACUGCCUCCGAAGAGCACAAAGGAAUCCAGCUCCCCAAAGGUAAACGAAAACAACUACGGGAUGGAUCUGAACAGCGAUGACUCCACAGAUGAUGAGAAUGACCCUCGGAAGCCUAUCCCUGCCUGGGCUGAUGGGUCUCAGCUUAAUCAAGCCAUUUUACACCAAUACUAUCACCCAGUGAAUGUUGACCAAAUCUUUGGGCUCAUUCCGAUCCCUAAACUGGAGGAUAUUUUUGGCAAGAGCAAGCCUCGAUACUUCAAGCGCACGAGCUCAGCAGUUUGGCAUUCGCCGCCAGGCACCGCAUCUACCUGUGGCCCAUCUUGCAACUUCAAAAACUGAGAAAUUGUCAUAAAACACAUUUCUUUGCAAUAUGGUGUAUCGGUUUGUGUUUUCUUAGCA
This is a messenger RNA of Chroicocephalus ridibundus (black-headed gull), 3131 nucleotides long. RefSeq names its product inner centromere protein A-like. Gene Ontology annotation, cellular component: kinetochore; midbody; chromosome passenger complex. Bases 273 to 3071 code for a protein of 932 amino acids. The record is from RefSeq and is a predicted model, not a curated record. Lineage: Eukaryota; Metazoa; Chordata; Aves; Charadriiformes; Laridae. Gene Ontology annotation, biological process: metaphase chromosome alignment; mitotic cytokinesis; meiotic spindle midzone assembly. The transcript is spliced from 20 exons.